AGCAACUAAACGGUGUCGUAUUAAUUGACGGGUACUGGGCGGGUAUAAAUUCUCUCUUUGGACGGGGCGGGUAAAAUUUGUUUCCCACGCUUCAGUUGCUCUCGCUCGCCGUCGGCCGUGAUUCUCCAUUCCUCGCCGCCUCUUGUUCAUCGGCCAUUUCGUGCGAUUUUCCUGUUGGAAAAGGAGCCGUAAAUGUCGUUUCUGGUGAUUGUUGUUUCACUAAUUGUAGUAUGGAUAGCUUCAUUGUGCAAGAUUCUCCAUAGUGGAAGUUCAUACUCGAAGAACACUUUUCUGAGCGAAGUAUCAGACGGUGCACCAAACAGGCGAAAUGUUCUGCUUGUUAUUGCCCACCCUGAUGAUGAGUCCAUGUUCUUCUCUCCGACAAUAAACUAUCUGAUUUCGAGGGGACACAAUGUAUACUUGAUGUGCUUGUCGAUAGGCAAUGCAGAUGGGAUGGGAAACACUAGGAAGGAUGAGCUUUACCAAGCUUGCUUAGUUCUGAAGGUACAACCUCAGCAAGUGAAGAUAUUGGACCAUCCAGAUUUGCAGGAUGGAUUUGGACUGGUCUGGGACCGUGGCUUGUUGUCAAAAACCAUCAAAGAGGAGGUGUCUACUCACCAUAUUGACACAGUCAUUACCUUUGACAAUUAUGGGGUAUCAGGCCACUGUAAUCACUGCGACGUGCAUUAUGGCAUACGCAAACUGUUGGAAGAUGCCUCAGAAAGACGUAUAGAGGCCUGGGAACUUGUCAGUAGCAGCAUAUUGCGCAAGUAUAUCGGACCAGUUGAUAUAUGGCUGUCCAUGUUGCUCGCUACGAAAUCUGACAGCAGGGUGGCGCACUGUUUGUUGAAUGAGCAACCAUUGAAGAGCUUCAGCGCAAUGGCGGCACAUUCAAGCCAAUGGGUCUGGUUUCGCAAGCUUUUCGUGUCGUUCUCUAGCUACACCUAUGUCAACACCCUUCGAAGGAUCGACUAGCCAAGUCAUGAUCGCAGAGAGCCGAAAGGACUAUUGGGCUGGGCUGGGAUUUAUCUGUAGUUUUGGGCCGGGAGGACUUUUUGGAGGCUUUACGUCAACGUGGCCAGAGGAUUGUGAUUGUCGUCUGUCGAGUUGAGCUCUGGGCCCAUACAGUGUGGGGCCCCUGUUUCUUGUCGUUAGUGGAUAAAAGGUCCACGAGGAUAAGAUUAAGAAAAUAGAUUAGCUAAUCCGAAUUGGUUACGUUUUAUUGGUUCGGAUUUAAGUAAAGGAUUAAUCAAUCUGGUGCGUUGGAACUUGGAACCUGGACAAACCCGAUGUUUGACCGUUAACUUGG
Linum tenue is the source of this 1309-nucleotide messenger RNA. Lineage: Eukaryota; Viridiplantae; Streptophyta; Magnoliopsida; Malpighiales; Linaceae. The record is from the annotation of a GenBank genome assembly.